AUGGCUCAAGGGCCAGAAAUGCUUGAACAUUCGGGGACUGUCAUCGACAGUCAGCUUGUCAAAGCCAAGAAAACUCAAAUUUGUAAGACCUCAAUAAGGCAACCUCGAGCUCGUAAGCCCUCAGUGAGGCAACACCAUAUCUGCAAGACCUCAACAAGUUGGCGUAUACAGGAGAGGAGAGUGUUGAAAUGUACGGAAACUGAGGGCCGGAUAUUGGCAACAAUGGAAACUUACUACAGAAAAAGAUCCAGAAAAGCCAUUCAAGCCAACCUCGAAAUGGAUUACCUGAAAGGGCAAAAGCAAAGCAGUGUCGCCUGCGCAGACACUCCAGCUUUGGCCAGACAUGACAACCAACCUCUUCUGCCCACAUCUGAUCGCUGUACCCUAAAACGCAAUGCAGACCAUGAAAUUCUGCAGAAUGCAAAGAUGAAUAUUGAGAUGGGUUCUAUUUACGAGAUUGAUCAUAUAUAUUUGCCUCCUAGGACCCCAGUUCAACUCAAGUCCAUCCGAGUUGCUAUGGUGAGCGAGAGAACUGUGUUGAAUGUAGCAGUGAGGUACCCGAGCAUGCAGUCACUACAAACAUACUUCAGCAAUAGUAAACGAGAAAUGUAUCCAGCUUUUGAUGAGAAGUUCGUAAUGGGAACAGCUCUGGCUAGUAAAGUGCUUCUUCGUCAAGUUCCUUCUCAGGAGUUCGCCGAGAAGAAACAUCUUCAUAGCUUCUGGUUAGUCAACUAUACUACUUUGGGCGCUGUUCCUGCUGCAAAGAAUGGCAUCUGCUUGUCUCAGCUUAAGGUCAAUGGUAUGGUUACCUGGGGGAUACGCCGGCAGGUCAAGUUUCUGGGGAGACACGAAGACCAAAGCAACAACACCAAGUCUUCUUCCAGCUUUGUUCGAGGAGAAGAAAUUCCAAAACUGAAAACACCAGAAAAAUCUGAAGAAGAAGAUGAGGAGGAAGAAGAUGAAAUCGAUGGUGAAUCAGUAAAGCAAGAAGAUGAAGAAGCAGAAGAGGACGAUGAUGAGGAAGCUGUAACAGAAAAGACUAACAAGAAUCUAAAGAGAAAGAGGUAUAGCUUUAGAGCUACUACAGUAAAGAAAAAGGCAAAGACAACAACGGGUCCUGAGAAGAAAAAUAAGAUUAAGAAGAAAAACAAAUGCAGGGUUUUGUCAGUAUACAAAGACCCCAAAGACCGUUGGUCUGCUGAGAGGUACGAGUUGGCGGAGAAAAACUUAAUGGAGGUGAUGAAGGCAAAGGGAGCAACGGCUAAUAACCCUAUUAUCAGGCCAGAGUUGAGAGCAGAGGCGCGAAAGAGCAUUGGAGAUACGGGCCUGCUGGAUCAUCUGCUCAAGCACUUGGCCGGUAAGAUUGCACCUGGAGGAACUGAACGUUUUCGCCGCAGGCACAAUGCUGAGGGAGCAAUGGAGUAUUGGCUGGAGAGUGCUGACUUAGUUAAUAUCAGGAAGGAGGCUGGUGUUAAUGAUCCUUAUUGGAUUCCCCCACCUGGUUGGAAGCUUGGAGACUCCCCCAUUCAACACCCCAUUUGUGCUCAGGAAUUCAAGCACCUGAAAGAUGAGAUUUUUGUACUCAAAAGGUAA
Nicotiana attenuata is the source of this 1593-nucleotide messenger RNA. Its product is annotated as protein DYAD-like. The transcript has 7 exons. NCBI's taxonomy places the organism in Eukaryota, Viridiplantae, Streptophyta, Magnoliopsida, Solanales, Solanaceae. The record is from RefSeq and is a predicted model, not a curated record. Gene Ontology annotation, biological process: meiotic cell cycle; meiotic sister chromatid cohesion; reciprocal meiotic recombination. Bases 1 to 1593 code for a protein of 530 amino acids.